This is a messenger RNA of Porites lobata, 10689 nucleotides long. NCBI's taxonomy places the organism in Eukaryota, Metazoa, Cnidaria, Anthozoa, Scleractinia, Poritidae. The record is from the annotation of a GenBank genome assembly.
GACACGAGCUCCGGCCGUGGAAAGUGCUGGUUGGUGUUUGAAUGCACCAAAAUCUGCCAAAACUUCCUUGCUUUCAAAGUUUUGCACAGAUUGAGGUAUUUUUGCUGUCAUCUGAAGCUGUUUACGGCUGGUUUUCAAGACAUGGGGAAAAGAACGUUUCUUUGGAGCCUGUUAGGCCUUCUUCUUAUUUCAAGUAAGCGUAACCAGAGCAGUCUUUUUGCUUUUUUAGCUGUCUCGCGCGGAGAGACGAUUAUGAACUACUUGCACAAAGCUGUCGUGACAGAAUGUAAACUCGCUUAACACACUUUUAUGUGUGGCUGAAAUGGAUUUUUUCCGUUUUGUGUGAAUUUUUUCUGAUACAAUUUAAGUCUUAGAAGGCGAUGAGCUUUGUACAGAUUUUCCUGAUUGCUACUGGCAUCAGUGAGGUGUUGAGUUCCGGCCUCUUAUGAAGUCCACUUUCGUCUUUCGGUCAGUGUUUUUCUAUCGGGAUGGUUUUUCCUUUCUUGGGUUUGGUGUACUUUCAGUCAAAACUCUUAUUCAGCGAAUUGAAAUUCUAGACUGAGAUUGCCUUACAAAUCUUUUUAAGUCUAUUCUAGGACGUUGCUGAUGUAGGUCUUUGUUUACUUAUAGUGUCCAUUUAAACGUCUCAGUAGCACUUUUUCUUUCGUCACUUCAUAAAAAUCUAGGUAGUUAACGUAAGGUAGAAUGGAGAGCAGUCAAGCUUUUCAUGGAAAGCUUGAUAUAUAAAUCAUAACAAGGGUUUAUGUCUGUUUGAAUUUUUCCUUUUUUCUAAUUCAUUUGUGAACCUUAAAUAUGUCCAUUAAAAUCAACUCAUUCAUGGUUGCCAUUCAUUUUGAUUUGAUUAGUGUUUUGUAUGUAUUUUUUUUAGUCAAAAGGGCGAUUUAAUCCAAAAAUGUACGACUAGACACUUAAAAUUUUUAAAAUUGGGCAAUGUUAUAUGUCAAGAUGUGAUUGGUUACUUUUCCUCAACCAAUGGGAAAAGGCCAGAUACCAAUUCCCUAUAGUAACAAGAAUUUGACCCUGUUUGAAAACAAAGCUGAGUUACUUUUCACAAGAAAAAUAUCCAUAGCAGUGAAUUUUAUCAGUUUGUGUAGAAUGGCUACGAUAUAUGAAUUACAGUUGAGAUUACAUCUUUUCGUUACGAUAGUGAAAAAGCUCAUAAUUUUAGCAGGUAGUUUAGCACAAUAGAGUCUUUAACCUGUUAUUUAAACAGCUUUCAAAGAAUUUGAGUUUCAGUGCAGAUGUUUAUGCCACUAAAGCAUAAAAUAUUUAUUUUUUUGUUCAGAUAAAGAAAGAGCAAACUUUUAAAUAGUGACCAGUAUAUAUAACAAUGAUAUUUUAAGAUGGGAACUUUUAAUCUCCUUUAAAGUCAUGGUCUUUCUUUGAAGGUAAAUCACAUAAGAACAAAUUUUUGUUCCCCAGAGUGUCACAUUUUAAUCAGGUACAGGCAUUUUAACAAAACGGGUGCAUAAACAUACAAUUAUUCAACCAGUAAAAAUAAGCUGUUUUUAUAUUCAUGUUGAAAAUGCCAGGUAUUGAGUUAGUGGAAUAAUGCAAAUUUAGUUCUCCUGUUUUAAAUUUAAGAGAGAAAAGAGGUCCCUGUGAAACACCCUGUCAUCAACACUUUUUUAUUGUAAAAUUUAUUGAAAAGAAGAGGUCCUAAUAUAAGGGGCUGCAUGCAAAGAACGUCUUAUCCGAUAGUCUGAGGCUAGUAGAUUUUAGGAUUGGGCUAUUGGAUUCUGUUCUUAACUUGCUAGAUGGGCCAGUAAAGUUUUUUGGGGGAAAUUCUAAUUACAGAAGAACUAAGAACAAUUCUGCUCAUCAAAAUUGGGGCAGGGCUUGUGCAUACUAGCUAGAGCUUGCCUAUAUGGCAAGCUGUAAAACUGACUCUCUUUGCACCCUGAGGGGUGCCUGGAACAAAGCUCCUAAUAAAAGUUUUCAUACAUUGUCCUGUAACAAAAGGGUGUAUUAAUUUUAUCAUUGCACCCAAAGUUACAUGGGGCCUGAACAGUGUACCCAUUGUAGCUGCUAAAGUGUCCACAACAAUCUUUUUGGAUUGGCAAAUGUAAUGAUAAAGUGGUGUUUUCUGUGGCUCUUGCUUAGCUCUUUGUUUGGCUGAAGAAGAAAAGGCUGAAGAGAAAACAGAAACAGAACCACCAAAAGUAGAUGAAGAUGUUGGAAAAAGCAGAGAUGCUUCAAAGACAGAUGAUGAAGCUGUUGAAAGAGAGGAAGAAGCAAUUAAACUUGAUGGCCUUAAUGUAGCACAGAUGAAGGAACUUAGAGAAAAAGCUGAAAAGUUUGCCUUCCAGGCUGAAGUUAGUCGUAUGAUGAAGCUUAUUAUCAACUCUCUGUACAGAAACAAAGAGGUUAGUACUGUUGAGAUUAUAUAACUGCAUUAGAUUUCUUUCGUACAAGAUGUUUUGUUUUACUGCUGUCACCAUUACUGUUUUUAAACGUGUGUGAAUGAUACCUACAUGUAAGGUAAUAAACAGAAUGUUGUUGGUUAAAAAUAGAAUAAAAAAAUCUUACAAGUGCUAUCAACUAAGGUGAUAAGGUGAUUGAAUAAGUACCGAGAUAUUCAUAAGCUGAAGUUUCAGGUGAUUAACUCUGGUGAAAGGCUAGCACUCAAAACAUCACCUGUUGCAGUACAGCUGUACCUUAAUUGCCGUGAUCGACCAGUUGUUAAUACUAAGUCAGUAUAAUCUACCCAACUCCUUAGAGAUUCUUAUAGUUAAUAUCAUACAUGUAUGCAUAAUAACUCUAUACAAAUAGAGUUAUGUACAUGUUACUGUUGUCUAACCAAUUGUUUAAUUUACAGAUUUUCUUGAGGGAGCUUAUUUCCAACUCAUCUGAUGCCUUGGAUAAGAUAAGGUUUAUGAGUCUUACAGACAAGUCAGCCCUUGCUGCUACAGAUGAGUUGUCCAUCAAGAUCAAGGCUGAUAAAGAGAACAAUAUUCUUCAUGUAACUGACACUGGUAUCGGCAUGACAAAGGACGACCUCAUCAAAAACUUGGGCACCAUUGCUAAGUCAGGCACUAGUGAAUUUUUUCAGAAAAUGACGGUAAGAACAGUUGUUGAAUAACUUAAAAGUCCUAUGAAUUGAUUCUAUAAUAACUAAUUGUGCUUGAAAAUUACCCAGAGUGAACCUGAAAGAAAUCUCCCAUGUGGUAAAAAUCUUGCUGUCUUAAGGUGGCAGUGACCCAUUUCAGGUACAGUAUCCUGUUGUUAACUGCUAAAAAAGGUUUUUUUUUUAGGAGGCCCAGUCAUCAGACCAAGCAAGUGAUCUGAUUGGUCAGUUUGGUGUAGGUUUCUACUCAUCAUUCCUUGUCGCUGACCGUGUAAUUGUGACAUCAAAGCAUAAUGAUGACAAACAGUACAUCUGGGAAUCUGAUGCUGUGUCGUUCAGUAUCACAGAGGACCCAAGAGGUGACACACUGAAAAGAGGAACAACAGUCAGGUAAAACAACAGCAAUUACCAGCUAAGAUUUUGCCAUCUCGUGAUUUAACACUGCGUAACGUAACAUUGCGAUGGAGAAAUGUAUCAUAAACAGACCCCAAGCAUCGAUCCAGCACCAACUAUUUAAUAAACUUGAAACUCUCGCAAAAACUGAAAUACAACAGGCAAAAAAUUAAACUAUUACCAAAACAUCUAAGGCAAUUUAAAUGGUCUUAACUUGAGCACCUGGGGUGUGAAUAUCUAAGAAUCUAAACAACAAAUGUACUUACCGUAUUUAUUGGAAUAAACGCCACCCUUGAUUAAACGCCGCAGAUGGAAGCAAAAUUACUAAUAAUGACGCUCUUGAAUAAACGCUGCACCUAAUCAGAAGAAUGCAGCGUUUACUGGAGGAUAAUAAGAAAAACCUUGGUACAACUUGGUAAUUUACACCAUCCAGACAUUUACGAUUUUACCUCAGCAAAACAUGAGAGACAUUGAAACCUUUAAAUUACAUAAUAUUUAGAUUUAAAAAAAGUGAUUUCGUAAUAAAUGCCCCCCUCGAAUAAACGCUGCUGCGUUUAAUUGAAUAAAUACGGUAACUGUAACAAAUCUGCUCCUCGCAGUCAAAUAUAAUAUAAUCAAGUUUUAUAUUAUUGGUAAAUACGAAAGUAAACAAGAUGGCAUACCUCUUGUCCCGCUCUAUAAACUCUAGCAUUAACGAUCCUUCGAUGACUUAACUGUUGCUUGCAACUAACACGUCCCUCAUGUUCUGAAUGAAAGAUAACACUGAUGACUUACACUUAUGGUGGACAACUUUUUUUGCAAAAUUCCUCCCUCGACCAAACAGUGUCAUUAAUAAUGUUGUGUUGACCAAACAUUUCUAAUUUUGGCAUAAUGGAAGGCAGCUAUAGUUUUAAGCCAGAUUUAUUGGUGAAAAUACCCUAGAAUAUUACAUUACUGAUAAUUAUUAAACUGUUGUCUUUGUAGUGUUCACCUGAAGGAGGAAGCCCGUGACUUCCUAGAACCACACACAAUCAAAGAUCUUGUCAAGAAGUACAGUCAGUUUAUUAACUUCAACAUUUACCUGUGGACAAGCAAGACAGAAGAAGUGGAGGAACCAAUAGAAGAGGAGGCUGCUGAAGACAAGAAGACUGAAGGAGCUGAUGAAGAUAAGAAAGAAGAGGAGAAGGAAGAAGAGAAGAAGGAUGAGGACAAAGAAAAAGAAGACAAAGAUGAUGAAGCAGAAGUGGAGGAAGAAUCUGAAGAGAAAGAGAAGAAACCCAAGACUAAAAAGGUAACAUUAACCCUCCUUCAUUCACAGCUUUGUUGUUGUUGUUGUUUUUACUAUUCUUUAAGGUGGCUGAACACAGUUUGGUAGGUUGUGAGUCAUAACUAUUCAUUGGGGUGUUAUUUAAGACUCGUUGCAGGUUUUAAGCUGAAAUUUGGUACAGACAAAAUAUAUUAAGAAGACAUUUUUAUUAGGCUAAACGUAAGAUUUUGAUCAAUGCCAUGGCAUCAUGGAUGGUUUAAAACAGGUCUAAAAUUAUUAAUUCAGGAGGUUUAUGCAAAAUCUAGGGAUCAAUAUUUUAAUAAAACUUUUACAAGUGUACAGGUAGCUAUUGUAUUCGGACCCUAAAAAGCGUGUAGUGGGGUCACUUGAUAUGACAAAUGUGACAAAAACAGAAUAAAUUUCUACAGACAACUUCUGAGCAUUUUCCUCACCUUUUCAUUACAUUUUUUCUUGAAAAUCCCUUGAGCUGCAUAUCUUAUCAUGAUAAAGAUGUUAACAGUGGAGGUAUAAAGCAUUUCUAGGGGUGAAAACUUCAAAAGUGUUAUUAUUCUGUUAGAUCACAUCAGUCUUUUGCACACACAGAAUUAAUUGCAUCAGUGAAAUUUCUUAGUGCCUACAACUCUAUGUCAGAGAAACUGUGUUCAGCCAGCUUAACUCAAGAAGCCAAUGUUUGGUCUCAGCUAUGUUACUCUUCAUUGAAGGGGUUCAUGUGAAAAGGUGAUCCCAAGGAGAAUCUUGCAGUUCAUCAGAAAUUACUGGGGGCACUUUGCCAAGCAUUUUUUCAGUUGAUUAAAGAAACAUUUGUACUCUUUUGACUGCUUACUCUAGGUGGAGAAGACAGUCUGGGAUUGGGAGCUUGUUAAUACCAACAAACCUAUCUGGACCAGAAAACCCAAAGAUGUGAAAGAUGAGGAAUACAAUGAAUUCUACAAAUCCUUUACCAAGGUAAAAUUCUUUCUUUCGUGUAAACUUUGAAGUUGCUGGUCAGAUGACCCAUAAUAUUAAAAAAAAAAAGUCACACAAACUUAUGACCCUCAAUCUGAGUAAGGUGUGGGGCUGACUCUCCCAAUUCAUGGGUUUUUUUUACUGAUGUUUUGUUAUUGUUUGAAGAUCUCCAGAGGUUUCUCAGGAAAAUCAAUAGUUGUUCUGUUGUUUGUUUAUCAUUUUCUUGUUUUUACAUGUAGUAUCAAUUAUAUGAAGGCACAUGUUGGCAAUAUCUUAGAAAUAAUAUUACUUUUGAUUGUUAGGCUAUUGUUUUUAGAUGCCCUUUUUUAUAUCUAAUCUUAUUUAUGGGUUAUUUUUUUCUUGAAUAUGAUCAUGAACAGUCGUUUAACUUUGAUACUAAGAAAGAUAAAGAAAAAUCUGUAAGUUGAAGGGAGUUUUUUUGUAAGUACAAUGGUGUCAUUUUCAUUUGUUUUGAUCGUCAGUUUAUAUUAAACAGACAUAAAAAAAAGGGGGGAAAACAUUUUGUAUCCUGAGACUCCUUGUUUUCUUUAUUUAUUUUGCUUCCUCGGAAUUGUUUAUUAUUGGUCCUGAUGAAAAUUGUAGUUUUCCUGCUUUUUUUGAUUGUGUCAAUAAAAUAGCAUUUAAUAAUUUGUACUGUUUUUUGUUGUUGUUAUAAUUAUUAUCAGAGGCAAGCAUGUAAAACUUCAAGUGGUUACGCUGUAGUUCUUGCUUACAAAUUCAUCCCUUGUCUGCUACUACAGACACUUAAGUUUACAUGAGCUAUGUAAAGGUUUGUCAGAGUUCCUUAAAAUGAGGUUUAUUUAUUGUUUUCAUUGGUUUAGGAGAGUGACGAUCCUUUGGCCAAGACUCAUUUUGUUGCUGAAGGUGAAGUGACAUUCCGUUCUAUUCUGUAUGUGCCAAAGACAGCUCCUCACAACCUCUUCUCUGAGUACGGGAAGAAAAUGGACCAGAUCAAGCUGUAUGUACGUCGCGUCUUCAUCACUGACAACUUUGAAGACAUGAUGCCUAAGUACCUGUCAUUCAUCCGUGGUGUUGUUGACUCUGAUGACCUGCCUCUGAAUGUAAGUCGUGAAACCCUCCAGCAGCACAAGCUCUUGAAGGUCAUCAGGAAAAAGCUUGUCCGCAAGGCUUUGGACAUGAUCAAAAAGAUCCCCAAGGAUGAGUACAUCGAUAAAUUCUGGAAGGAAUUCAGCACAAGGUAUUCCCAGAACAUGAGAAGUUAUUAUGUUUCCUCCCCCUUCCUCCUUCAUUUGUUAACAAUUAAAUGAGGUUGAGUGACACAUCUGCAUCAUUUACAUUGUAUGGUUACUUGUUCAUGUUGUGUGCUCUUUCAGGUCAAAUGCUUGUCUUGUGGCUCGUCGGAAACCGACCCUACAAAGUCUUUUUUUUUAAAGCUCACUUUUGUAAUUUAUCUGGUUAUUUUAUUUAGUAUUAAGCUUGGUGUUAUGGAAGACCACUCAAACAGAACCAGAUUGGCAAAACUCCUGCGAUUCUUCUCUUCAAACUCUGAGAAAGAAUUGACAAGCUUGACUGAGUAUGUUGAGAGAAUGAAAGAGAAGCAAGAUGCUAUUUACUUUAUGGCAGGAACAAGCCGCAAAGAGGUGAGUAUUGUUAGAUAAGGUGGGGCAAAACUGAGAGCUGCUGUUCUUAUUUCCCACUUUGUAAAAGUCAGUGAUAAAAUAAUUCUAAUCUUUUUUCUUGUAGGUUGAGAGCUCUCCAUUUGUGGAAAAACUUCUAAAGAAGGGUUAUGAGGUGCUGUACCUUAUAGAGCCAGUAGAUGAGUACUGCAUUCAAAGUUUGCCAGAAUUUGAAGGAAAGAAAUUCCAGAAUGUUGCCAAAGAAGGACUGAAGUUUGGAGAAGACUCUGAAAAAAAGAAAAAGAAACAAGAGGAGCUCGAGAGUACAUAUGAGCCUCUACUUAAAUGGCUGAAGGAUGAUGCCCUCAAGGAUCUGAUUGAGAAAGCAGCUGUCUCUGAGCGUUUGCAUGAUUCACCUUGCGCGCUUGUAGCAAGCUCCUAUGGUUGGUCUGGUAACAUGGAAAGAAUCAUGAGAUCACAAGCCUAUGCCAAGAGAGAUGACCCUAGCAAUGAGUAAGAUAACAUUGUUCUAUCCGAGCAUUCCAUAGUAACUGAAUAAGUACACUGUAUUGGUUGGAAAGUGAUAAUACCACCUUCAAUUUUGUUGUUUUCAGUAAAACCCCUCCCAAACCUUGGCAGUUCUAGUUUAUGUUGAAAAAUUCCUUUACACCUGUAUACUGUUCUUAGGCUUCUUUCCUGGAUCUUUUGAUGGUUUUUGGUUUAAUGCUAGGAACAUGUUUUUAAAGGCUGAAUGCAUGCUUUAUUCUUCUUCUCCUCAAAAUGUUAUCGUUGCAUUUGUUUGCAAAUGUGUGAAGUUAGAUUUGAAGCUACUACCCUUUCCCAUGGCUAAGAAACCAUCUUGGCUCAUGUUAGUUUUAAGGUAGCAAAAUGAAACUGGUGGCAGGCAGCAUCCAUGAGAAACAACUUGCAUUAGUUGAGUUUGUUUACUUGCUGCUGCCCACAGUGUUAUAUUUUUAUUUUUCCUCUAUACUGGUAUAUUGUGAAUUACUAUUGUACCCCAACGCUCCCCUACAGCAACCCCUUCCCAGUGCAUUUAAUGAGCUACACUUGAGAGCUAAGCCCGGUUGCAAAGUUCACUUUAUUCCAGACCAAAAGGUUUAAUAAUUCUAGGAAGCUGGAGUGUGCCUUGUCGUAAAAUUCACACUAAACUUUAGUUCUUUUAAUCAGCCACCAUAUACCAAGCACGCAAGUUGUUCUAGGUUUUACAUGACAAACAAAUUUGUUUAUUUUUGUAGGUACUAUGCUAACCAGAAAAAGACAUUAGAGGUCAACCCCAGACAUCCAUUGGUCAAAGAACUUCUGAAGCGAGUGGAAACUGAUAAAGAAGACAAGACAGCUAAGGAUCUUGCUCGCGUCUUGUUUGAAACUGCCACUCUCAGAUCAGGCUUUAUGAUCAAGGUAAGAAAAAGACUGAAUAUUUAGCAUUAUUAUUGGAUGAGCGAGAGUACAAUAUGAAGAAUAAGGCAGAUUGAGGAGGGUUUUAUCCACUCUGCCGUGGGAGAUAACGCCCUCUGAGAUCUGCCCCAUAGACCCUUUCACGGAUUUUUCAACAUUGACAUUGCUAGAAAAAGUGCCUUAAAAUUAGGCAACUCACCAAGUUUAAAGUUAAGACAUUAAAAGUCACUGCAGAUAUUAUUGCUCCAAAAGUGGAAAAAAUGUACAGAAGUUUAUGUGGUGGAAGGGGGGGGCACAAACUUAUCCCAGGGUUUGAGCCAGGCCGCGCCAUUGCGCCAAUCCCGCAGUGCAAUUGGAAUUGUCCCUUUAAAAAACGGCCUAGGGGACAAUUUGUCCCCUUCAAAAUUUAGGGAAAAAACUCGAAAGGAAACACACACGAAGAGAUUUAUUUCGGUAGAGAAGUUGCAAGCUGAAACAGAACGUGGAAAGUAUAUUUUAUCGCACCUUUAAAGUUCAUUCCAAAGUUACGUUUCAGUCACGCUCUACUGCUAUUUUUGUCGGAAAUCUAAGACAGGGCUUCUGAUUUUUCGCGCGGUCGCGGAGCCGCGAAAUUCGGUAGAAAUCUUAUCAAAUACAUGUCUGUACAACAUAUUUGAAACUUAAUUCAGCUAUAGGGGCUAUUUACUUGCCGUAAACUUGCAAAUUUGUCUUGGAACUUCGUUACUGAAACGUGCAAACAGAUUAUGUUGCGAAAAACUGGGUACUAGCCAUCAUGUUAAAGGCUUUGCCAUUGGUUCAUUUCUGGAGCGUACUGUUGUUGAAAGAGCAAAUGAUGACCUCUGUUAGAAAAACGUUAAAAAGGCUGGUCUGAUCAGCGCAAAACCGAUCAAUUUCUAGCGAAAUUUGCCUUGAAAAUAACCACAAAAUCGGCCGUUUUUUACCGAUUGCUUUUCGGUGAAGUUUGCCCCGAAAACUCCCGCGAAAUCGGCCGAUUUUUCCGCGAAUUUGUCCCUAAAAAUCCCGCGAAAUUUGACUUUUUCGUCCGAGACCUAUCAGAAGCCCUGCUAAGAAGGAAGGGUGUACAAAUUUCUGUCCCCCUAAAAAUGAAAAUGUCCCCCAAAAUUUUAGCCAAGGGGACAAAUUGUCCCCCAGUGAUCAAAUCCUAGCUCAAACCCUGUUACCCCCUCCCCCUACCAUACAAAAGAGCUAUAUCUUCAUUAGUUUUCAACAAAUCACAUUCAAACUCUGCAUCUUUGCAAAUUUUAAGGGGUUCUUUUGCUACAGAAGGGUCUAUUCCUCAUAGCUUACAAAGGCUGAAUCCAAAAUUGGCCACCUCUUCCCUGGGGGAUUCUCGGUUUGGCAUCUCUUUCUUUCGAUAUUCUUUUAAUUGACAUCAUUGGUGAUGGAGAAUUAACUGGGGAAUUCAGGCCAAUCGGAAACUGAAACAUUUUGGAUGAAUAAUAAUUUUUCCAGUCAAAUCUUUACAUGCAAAGUAGCAGAAUGUUAUUGUUUGUUGGGAUUUCAGGUGAAAGCUUCUCAAUGUAAGGAAAAUUCCUUUCCAAAGCACUUCUUUAUAUUCAAUCAGGGAAUUGCUUUGAAGGGUUACACUAGCUUUUAAAGAGGUUCCGAGUGUAAAAGAUUUUCACAUUAACAAGGGUAGUAGUUCAAUUAUAAGAUUUCAAAAAUCAAUUUCCUUUUGCUGGUGUUGCUGUUAACAGGACUCUCAAGAUUUUGCUGGUCGCAUUGAACGCAUGCUGCGUCUAAGCAUGGGAGUGGACUUGGAAGCUACCGUGGAACCCGAGGAGGAAGAACCUGAGGAGAAAGAGGAAGAAGAGAAAGAAGGAGAAGAGGUAGAGGCAGAGGGAGACAAGGAUGAAGAGAAAACGGAAGAGUCUGCGUCCACAGAUGAAGCUGCUGCAGAAGCAACAGGAUCUGAAGAGGAAACCAAGACUGAGGAGAAAGAAGAUGAAGUGGAGGUAAAG